This is a messenger RNA of Trichomycterus rosablanca, 4593 nucleotides long. It is a transcript of the gene txnrd2.2, whose product is annotated as thioredoxin reductase 2, tandem duplicate 2. Bases 6 to 1583 code for a protein of 525 amino acids. Gene Ontology annotation, biological process: cell redox homeostasis; glutathione metabolic process; cellular response to oxidative stress. The record is from RefSeq and is a predicted model, not a curated record. Gene Ontology annotation, cellular component: cytosol; mitochondrion. The transcript has 17 exons. Lineage: Eukaryota; Metazoa; Chordata; Actinopteri; Siluriformes; Trichomycteridae. Gene Ontology annotation, molecular function: flavin adenine dinucleotide binding; glutathione-disulfide reductase (NADPH) activity; thioredoxin-disulfide reductase (NADPH) activity.
GGCACAUGAGAAGUUUGGACUGCUGUAACAACAUGGCUGCUGCCUGGUGCAGAGGAAAACACAGACUGAAACGUUUUUAUCAGCUCAGUGUUCAGAUACCAAACAGAAAUUAUACAGCAGAGAAGUUUGAUUAUGACCUCGUGGUUAUCGGUGGAGGAUCCGGAGGUUUGGCAUGUUCUAAAGAAGCUGCUCACUUGGGACAGAAUGUGGCGGUCCUGGACUUUGUUGAACCCUCAUUACGAGGUACUAAGUGGGGUCUCGGCGGGACGUGUGUGAACGUUGGCUGCAUUCCCAAGAAGCUGAUGCACCAGGCGGCUCUGCUCGGCACCGCGCUGAAGGACGCGCCCAAAUACGGCUGGCGAAUCCCUGAGCCCGCGUCACAUGACUGGGCGACGAUGGCCGAGGCCGUGCAGAAUUACGUGAGGUCGCUGAACUGGGGUCACAGGGUCCAGCUGGAGGACAGGAAGGUGAAGUAUCUGAACUUGAGAGGACACCUAGUGGACGAGCACACCGUGCGAGGCGUGAACGCCAGAGGAAAGGAGACGACCGUGACGGCCAGGAACAUCCUGAUAGCCACCGGCGGACGUCCGAGAUACCCCACGCAUGUCCCGGGAGCUCGAGAGUUCGGCAUCACCAGCGACGACCUGUUCUGGCUCAGAGAGUCUCCGGGAAAAACGCUAGUCGUGGGUGCCAGCUAUGUGGGUUUGGAGUGCGCCGGUUUCCUCACAGGCAUCGGACUGGACGCCACGCUGAUGGUGCGCAGCAUCGCCCUCCGUGGAUUCGAUCAGCAAAUGGCCGGCUUGGUGACCGAUCACAUGACGUCCUACGGAACCAGGUUCUGCUGGAACGGCGUCCCUAAGAAGGUGGAGAAGCUUCCGUCCGGACUUCUGCGGGUCACCUGGACCGACACCCAGAGCGGUCAGGAGCAUCAGGACCAGUUUAACUCGGUGCUCUGGGCUGUAGGUCGAGCUCCUGAAACCGGAACUCUGAACCUGCAGCAGGUCGGCGUCCAGCUGAACGAAAACUCCGGCAAGAUCAUCGUGUCCGGCGACGAGCGGACAUCAGUGCCCAACAUCUACGCCAUUGGUGAUAUCGCUCAGGGUCGUCCUGAACUCACGCCGACGGCCAUCCAGGCGGGUAAACUCCUCGCUCGCAGACUGACCGGCCGCUCCAACCAGCUCAUGAACUACGACAACGUGCCCACAACAGUCUUCACUCCACUUGAGUACGGGUGUGUUGGUCUAUCUGAAGAAGAAGCCGAGCGUAGAUACGGUGCAGACAACAUAGAGGUGUAUCAUGCCUUCUACAAACCUCUGGAGUUCACUGUGGCUCAAAGAGAUGCCAGUCAGUGUUACAUCAAGGUGGUGUGUGAGCGGGAGGGCAAUCAGCGAGUGUUAGGGCUGCACUAUACGGGGCCAAACGCUGGAGAAGUGGUCCAAGGCUUCGCUCUCGGCUUCCAGUGCGGCUUCACCUACGCUCAGUUAGCCGACACGGUCGGGAUCCACCCCACCUGCGCCGAGGAGCUCACCAAAAUCGGCAUCACCAAACGUUCGGGGCUGGACGCCACGGUAACCGGCUGCUGAGGUUAAACACCCCCCCGACCUUAAAUUCGCAGAACACACGGACCCCGUUCAUAUUGUUUUCGAUCGAUUUUGGAUUCUCCUCCCUCCCUUCAGUGGCAAAACUGGCCAGCUGUGGUGGUCGGUGGGUACAGAACAACAGGUAGACCAGUAGACAGGUAGAACGGGUCAAUAUGUUAGCCCAGUAUCCAGUUCCCUAUUGCACAUGUAGGUUUUCCGGAGUAACAGAACAAACCAGAGUAAUGAGAUGAACCCUAUGGGAUGUGGCGCCCACUCUACCCGCCCUGUUUGCCACCUACCUUCACCGUAGUUCCAGAACGUUCCUGUAAAUCGGGAUCGAAGGUUCAUUACGGCGGCUUCUCGGCUCGGAAUAUUGUUCUUACUCCGGCUGUACUUCCUGUCCAUUACUCACGCGCCGUAGCCGACACUGAUGGAUGGGCUUGACCCGUCGCCACGCCGGUACACCCUUUUUCCCAAGGAAGCAGACAAACACACUGCGAGGAGCGCGUCAGUCAAAUUCGGGGUCGAGAACGAGCUUGUUUAGACCUUUUCCUAGAGCAGUUUUCCCCCCUGAGCACUCAGUGAAAACAAAACACGUUCACUGCAGGCCCGAUCACUGGAGAUAAAGCGUUUAUAGAGGUACCUCACUCUGCCCCUAGGUGGCACUGUUACCCUCCAGUUCCACCUCGUCUGCUCCAGAUUUACCAAUUGCAAUCGGCGUGAUUCUACACCGUCUUCUCCCAAUACUAUUGAAACCUUUGAGUGGGGGGCAGCCACACCCAUGAGGGUCCAUAAAGACAUGGUUUGAUUAGUUUGUUAUGAGGAAACUCCAGUGACCUGCACAGAUCCUUGAUCUCGACCACAUCAAACAAGUUUAGGAUGAUUCGGAAUGCCAGCUGUGAGCCAGGCCUUCGAGGUCUUGGGAUUUCAACUAAUUCUGCCCCACUGGAAGCAAAACUCAGCAAAAUGAAAUAUUUUUAUACUUUAUGUUUUCAUCUCUUUCACCAUAUCGGCCACCCCUGGUUCUCGGUGAUUUUUGCCCCCACAGAGAGGGUUUGUUUUUGUCCGAUGGGCCUCGGCCCUGAUUAAUGAGGCUCGCGGCGGGCGUGACGGGCCGCUGCGGGGACGGAGAGGAGCUCGGCUACCUGGUUUAUUUGGAUCCAGGAGGGAGCAAGGGGGUCCUGUGUUCUCGUUUUUUAGGGAGCGGGGGUGCUGACUGAACGACCCUGACCCCGACCCACCACCAACAAAUUGUUUAUAUCACACACACACACACACACUCACACAUACAUUUAUCAUAGCAGUCCUGGAAACUUUAAACUAGUGUUAAAUCGUCUUUAAUGUUUUGCCCUGUGCAAAAGUUUGUGCACCCUGAUGAAAAGAUGUUUAAAUGCAUUUAAUUAAGAACAGUAAUUGUGACGUGCGAACGUUUGGACGCCGUAACCAAGUCCUCACUUACUAACGCCUACUUCGGUUGAUAUCACAGCAUGUUUAGAUCUUCCAAAAUGUUCAAGUUUAAGCCCCUGUGGGGCGCUCAGGCAAUGCAGUGGUAAAACACGUCGGCCCACCAGUGCUGAGAUCUCGAGCUUACGAGUUCGAAUUUCAGCUCUGCUGUCAGACGCACGAUUGGCUGUGUCUGUAGGGGGAGGGAGAACGACUGAAACUGUACAAAAGUACAAACUUGAUAUUUGCUAAAAUAAAAAUAAAUAAUUUCACUAAAAUAAAAAUACAUUUUGCAGAUAUAAAAUAAAAAUAACAAAUUUUGCUAAAAUAAAACUAAACUCAGUGAUGACAGUCCCCACAUUCUUUAUAUGCCAUCAGUACCAAUUUAAAAGCUGGUUGGUAUUUUUUUUAAAAAUGCAUUUUCUCCCGACUUUUAGCGUAUCCAAUUACCCAAUUGCGUUACGCUCUCUCUCUACUGAUGCUGAUCCCCACUCCUGAUUGAGGAGAGCGCGACUGUCACACGCCCCCUCCGACACGUGCGCAGUACCCGACUGCAUCUAUUCACCUGCACGAGGCGAGUUCAUAUGCGGAUCAGCUUUGUGUACGGAGAGCCACACCCUGAUCCUCAUUAUUCCCCAUCAACCAGCAGCAGAGGUCGUAAUUGCAUCAGUUACGAGGUUCCUAUCCGGCUUCCACCCUGUAUGAACAACAAUCGGUUGAAUUCAAUGUCAGCUCUCGUCCUUGUGUGCCUAGUUAAUAUUUUGGACUGGUGUUCAACUAGUAUGAGUUUUUUUAGGACGCAUUAGCAAUAUUUGGAAAGCCGUGAGGCAGAUUGUGCUUUAUUUAUAAUACUAAUAUAAGCUUAUACUUUAACAAAAUGAAUUUCAUUUCAUUGAUUAGAAAACAAAAGACAACAUCUCAGAAUGGUUCGAUUUAUUAAUCAUAAGCGAUCGCUCAAUAAGGAAUUGUGCACAGCGCCCACUAGUGGUCCUCACAUCUUCAUUCAGUGGGUCAGGUGACCACAGUGGUGAUUAAUAUUUUAUUUAAUUGUAAUACAGGGGUUUUGUUUUGCCUUUUUGCCAGCAUACAAGCUUCUUCUGCAUUUAAAGCAUCAUCAAGCCCUCGAGAAGCCAGUGGUGCUUAAGUAUCAGUGCAAGGUUGAAAAAGUCGCAUUUUUAUUGGUUGACGCUUUCUAACAAUUCCUAAAAAGCUCAGUAAUACCUAGUGAGUUCUAAAACCUAUAAAACCACUAGACGGUCGUCCAAACGUUUGCACAUUUUACGAUUAUUACAGUUUUAAGAUUAUUACGGUCUUUAAAUCAAGUGUUUUCAUGUAUGAGCAUUUGCAGUUCCCAGUUUCACGUUCUCUACACAUUCAUACACACACAGAGGGGUCAGGGGUGAAGUUCGAAGGGGCCGGUUAAUGACGACCUGCACUAAAAGCCAUAACGGAGAGGUCAGGUCCGAUGUGUUCCGGCGUCCCGGCCGUGUACACGGCGGAGGUUCAUUUGAUAUAAAGCUCUUUCACUGCAUUAUUUAUGUGUAAAAGAAAUAAAUGAUGAGAACGUAAA